UGCCUUUGCUUCCCCGGGCAAGGGGCCUGGGAGCCAGGGUGGCAGGCCAACCAAGCACUCGGCACCCUUCUCAGGGCCAUCAGGGCCCCCACGUGAUAAAAGACACAGCCUCUGCAAGUGUAGCCAUUGCUCUUGGCUGGCUGGCUGAUGGGCUGCCUGAAAUGACCAGGAGACUCCAUCGUCUCUUUUGAAGAUGGGGAACUCUUACGCUGGACAGCUGAAGACGACGCGCUUUGAAGAGGUUUUGCACAACUCCAUUGAGGCCUCCCUGCGGUCCAACAGCCUGGUGCCCAGGCCCAUCUUCUCCCAGCUGUACCUGGAAGCUGAGCGGCACCUCUCCGCUUUAGAAGGCGGCAGCCGAGUGGACAAUGAGGAAGAAGAAGAAGAGGGGGAAGGGGGGCUGGAGCCGAACUGUCCCCCAAACCCCUACCAGAUGCUCCCUCCACCUGAAGGAUGCUGCACCACGGACGGGUUCUGCCAGGCGGGGAAGGACCUGCGUCUUGCCUCCAUCUCCAAUGAGCCCAUCGAAGUCCCUGCAGGUUUCCUCCUCGUGGGUGCCAAGUCCCCCAGCCUGCCCGACCAUCUCCUGGUGUGCGCCGUCGACAAAAGGUUCUUGCCGGACGAUAGCGGGCACAACGCUCUUCUUGGUUUCUCUGGGAAUUGUGUUGGCUGUGGAAAGAAAGGCUUCUGUUACUUCACGGAAUUCUCCAAUCACAUAAAUCUUAAGUUGACCACUCAGCCCAAGAAGCAGAAACACUUGAAGUAUUACCUGGUCCGCAGUGCACAAGGGGCUCUAACCAAAGGACCUCUCAUUUGUUGGAAAGGUUCAGAGUUCAGAGGCCGGCAGACCCCCGCCGGCUCCUGCUCCGGGUCUCUCUUCCCGCCGCUGGACAGCUCCGGGCCUCUGGCUGCCUGCUCCAGCGAGCCCACUCCUGGCACGAACCCGAGCAUCCCCAUGGGAGCACAGCAGGCAGGACCAGCUUCUGACCACCCCUCACUAACUGCAGCAGCAACGGGCCCCGCUGUUUUCAACGGCAAAGAUUCCCCGAAGCACCAACAGCUGGUGAAGAGCAAGCUGUCGGCCGUGCCACGGCCCUCGGCACUAGGUAUCUUAACAAACUCCGGGCCCCCCAAAAAGCGCCACAAAGGGUGGUCUCCAGAAUCUCCAUCGGCUACAGAUGGUAGCUACUCCCAAGGUGGUGGGAACAGAGCUAAGUAUGAGAGCGCAAGCAUGUCCUACAUGCCCCAGGUUGGCUUGGUGGGACCAGCUUCAGUCACCUUUCCCGUUGUGGCCUCCGGAGAACCAGUGUCCGUUCCCGACAACUUGCUGAAAAUAUGCAAGGCCAAGCCAGUGAUAUUUAAAGGCCACGGGAACUUCCCUUACCUCUGUGGGAACCUGAAUGAUGUGGUCGUGAGCCCGCUCCUGUACACCUGCUACCAGAACUCCCAGUCCAUCUCUCGAGCAUAUGAACAAUACGGGGCGUCCACAAUACAGCCCAUCUCGGAGGAGACGCAGCUCUUGCUGACCGUCUACUAUCUUGUCCAGCUGGCGGCGGACCAGGUGCCCCUGAUGGAGGACCUGGAGCAGAUCUUCCUGCGCUCCUGGCGCGAGUCGCACCUGACGGAGAUCCGGCAGUACCAGCAGGCGCCUCCGCAGCCUUUCCCGCCGGCGCCCAGCGCGGUGGCGCCCGUCACCUCCGCGCAGCUGCCCUGGCUGGCCGGCCUGGCUGCCAGCUCCUGCAAUGACAGCGUGCACAUCAUCGAGUGCACCUACUCCCUGGCCGAGGGCCUCUCCGAGAUGUUCCGACUGCUCAUCGAGGGCAAGCUGGCCAAGACCAACUACGUGGUGAUCAUCUGCGCCUGCCGGAACGCCGCCAUCGACUCCUGCAUCGCUGUCACUGGAAAAUACCAAGCCCGGAUUCUUUCUGAGAGCCUUCUCACACCAGCGGAAUACCAGAAAGAAGUCAAUUAUGAGCUGGUUACGGGGAAAGUGGACUCCUUGGGAGCCUUUUUUAGCACCCUCUGUCCAGAGGGCGACAUUGACAUUUUGCUGGACAAAUUUCAUCAGGAAAAUCAAGGCCACAUUUCUUCCUCACUUACUGCCUCCUCUGUCACCAAAUCAGCGUCCCUGGAUGUGGGCGGGGCCCCGACAUGCACGAGUUACACUCUGGAGCCUCACCACAUCCGGCCCUUCCAGCUGGCCGUGGCCCAGAAGCUCCUCUCCCACGUGUGCUCAAUCGCGGAUUCCAGUACCCAGAAUCUGGACUUAGGAUCCUUCGAGAAGGUGGACUUUCUGAUUUGUAUUCCACCCUCAGAAGUGACUUACCAGCAGACUCUGUUCCAUGUCUGGCACUCAGGUGUCUUACUGGAGCUUGGCUUGGAAAAGGAGCACAUGACCAAGCAGAGGGUGGAACAGUAUGUUCUGAAGCUGGAUGCGGAGGCACAGACAAAAUUUAAGUCCUUUCUGCAAAACUCCUUUCAGAAUCCACAUACCCUCUUCGUCCUAAUCCAUGACCACGCCCACUGGGAUCUUGUGAGUAGUACUGUUCAUAAUCUCUAUUCCCAAAGUGACCCAUCUGUGGGACUGGUGGACAGACUGCUCAACUGCAGGGAGGUGAAGGAGGCCCCGAACAUCGUGACACUGCACGUGACUUCCUUCCCGUAUGCGCUGCAGACGCAACACACCCUCAUCAGCCCGUACAACGAGAUCCACUGGCCUGCCUCCUACAAUAAUGGAGCGGACUUAUAUCCUGAGAACAAGAAAUACUUUGGGCUGUCAGAGUUCAUCGAGUCCACUCUGUCGGGACACAGCCUCCCAUUGUUAAGAUACGACAGCUCCUUUGAAGCCAUGGUCACCGCCCUGGGAAAAAGGUUCCCCCGCCUGCACAGCGCGGUGAUCAGGACGUUUGUUCUCGUGCAGCACUACGCAGCCGCUAUGAUGGCCGUGCGCGGCCUCUCGCAGAUGAAGAACCACACGUCGGUGGAGACGCUGGAGAUCACCCAGAACCUCAUCAACUCCCCGAAGCAGUGCCCCUGUGGCCACGGGCUCAUGGUCCUGCUGCGGGUGCCCUGCUCGCCGCUGGCGGCCGUGGCCUACGAGCGGCUGGCCCACGUGCGAGCGCGGCUGGCGCUGGAGCAGCACUUUGAGAUCAUUCUGAGCAACCCCAGCUCGGGCAUCACCGUCGGGAAGCACUUCGUGAAGCAGCUCAAGAUGUGGCAGAAAAUUGAGGAUGCAGAGUGGAGACCUCAGACUUACCUGGAGUUGGAGGGCCUGCCUUGCAUCCUAAUCUUCAGUGGGAUGGACCCGCAUGGGGAAUCUUUACCAAGGUCUUUGAGGUACUGUGACCUGCGGCUGAUCAACUCUUCCUGCUUGGUGAGAACAGCGUUGGAGCAGGAGCUGGGCCUGGCUGCUUACUUUGUGAACAACCAGAUUCCCCUGGAGAAAGGGGUCUGCGGCGAGGCCUUGGAGAGCGACACAGAGAAGCUGAGCAGCACGGACAGCGAGGAUGAGGAGCUGGCAACGGAAGGUUCCACGUCGGAGAAGAGGAGCCCCGUGAAGAGGGAAAGGCCCUGCUCCCACGACUCAACAUCCUCACCCCUCUCCUCUAAGGCGUCCAGCUCUGCGCUCUGUGGUGAGUCCUCUGCUCAGCCUGGGGGGCCCUCGCAGGGGGAGCAGGCCAGAACCCCACAGCCCUGCAGCCCUUCAGAGGAGGGCAGGGUCCCUGGUGACAAACAGAGGCUCCGAGCGAGCCAGGGUCCAGCAGUCAUCAACAGGCACAGCCCCGGGCUGGCCCCCCAGCCUGACUCCGGCCUCAGGACCAGCCAGAAGAGCGUCCAGGUGUCGGUCACCUCGUCGUCCUCCCAGCUCUCCUCCUCUGGCUCGUCUUCCUCGUCCGCUGUGCCCGCUGCUGGCACGCUCGUCCUGCAGGCCUCCCACUGCUCCAUGACCAAAGCCUGCCAGCAGCCACCCGUUGUCUUCCUGCCCAAGCUGGUGUAUGACGUGGUCACUUCCACCGACAGCAGCGGCCUGCCCAAGGCCGCCUCACUCCUGCCCUCCCACUCGGUCAUGUGGGCCAGCUCCUUCCGGCCCCUGCUCAGCAAGACCAUGACGUCCACAGAGCAGUCCCUGUACUACCGGCAGUGGACAGUGCCCCGGCCCAGCCACAUGGAUUACGGCAACCGUGCCGAAGGCCGAGUGCACAGCUUCCACCCGCGCAGACUGCUGCUCAGUGGGCCCCCUCAGAUCGGGAAGACGGGCGCCUACCUGCAGUUCCUCAGUAUUUUAUCCAGAAUGCUCAUUCGGCUGACAGAAGUGGAUGUUUACGAUGAGGAAGAGAUCAAUAUCAACCUCAGAGAAGAAUCAGAGUGGCACUACCUCCAGCUCAGUGACCCCUGGCCGGACCUGGAGCUCUUCAAGACGUUGCCUUUUGACUACAUUAUUCACGACCCCAAGUAUGAGGAUGCCAGCCUGAUUUGUUCACACCAUCAGGCUGUAAAGAGUGAAGACAGAGGGACCUCCCGGAAGCCGGACGACCUGUACCUGCGGCGUCAGACGGCGCGGAUGCGGCUGUCCAAGUACGCGGCGUACAACACGUACCACCACUGUGAGCAGUGCCACCAGUACAUGGGCUUCCACCCGCGCUACCAGCUCUAUGAGUCCACCCUGCACGCCUUUGCCUUCUCUUACUCCAUGCUAGGAGAGGAAAUCCAGCUCCAUUUCAUCAUCCCCAAGUCCAAGGAGCAUCACUUUGUCUUCAGCCAACCUGGAGGCCAGCUGGAGAGCAUGCGGCUGCCCCUCGUCACAGACAAGAGUCAUGAAUAUAUAAAAAGUCCGACAUUCACCCCAACAACUGGCCGUCACGAACACGGACUCUUUAACCUGUACCAUGCGAUGGACGGUGCCAGCCAUUUGCAUGUGCUGGUCGUCAAGGAGUACGAGAUGGCUAUUUAUAAGAAAUACUGGCCCAACCACAUCAUGCUGGUGCUGCCAAGCAUCUUCAACAGCGCCGGAGUCGGUGCCGCGCACUUCCUGAUCAAGGAGCUGUCUUACCACAACCUGGAGCUGGAGCGGAGCCGGCAGGAGGAGCUCGGCAUCAAGCCGCAGGACAUCUGGCCUUUCAUCGUGAUCUCUGAUGACUCCUGUGUGAUGUGGAACGUGGUGGACAUCGACUGUGGCGGGGAAAGGAGCAGAGAAUUUUCCUGGUCAGAAAGGAACGUCUCUUUGAAGUACAUCAUGCAGCACAUCGAGGCAUCCCCUAAUAUCACCCACUAUGCCCUGAUCGGCAUGCGGAAGUGGUCCAGCAAGACCGGGAGUGGUGAGGUGCGCGAGCCCUUCUCCCGCUGCCACGUGCACGACUUCAUCGUCCUGAAUGUGGACCUGACCCAGAAUGUGCAGUACAACCAGAACCGGUUCCUGUGUGACGAUGUGGAUUUCAACCUGCGGGUGCAGAGCGCUGGCCUCUUGCUCUGCCGCUUCAACCGCUUCAGCGUGAUGAAGAAGCAGAUUGCUGUGGGCGGGCACCGGUCCUUCCACAUCACGUCCAAGGUGUCUGACAGCCCGGUGACCAUCGUGCCAGCCCAGUACAUCUGCGCCCCGGACAGCAAGCACACGUUCCUCGCGGCCCCCGCACAGCUCCUGCUGGAGAAGUUUCUCCAGCACCACAGCCACCACUUCUUCCCGCUCUCCCUGAAGAAUCACGGCCACCCUGUUCUGUUGGUCGACUGCUACCUUAACCUGGGAUCCCAGAUUUCUGUGUGUUAUGUGAGCUCCAGACCCCACUCUUUAAACAUCAGCUGCUCUGACUUCAUGUUUAGUGGACUCCUGCUCUACCUCUGUGACUCUUUCGUGGGAGCUAGCUUUUUGAAAAAGUUUCAUUUUCUGAAAGGUGCGACCUUGUGUGUGAUCUGUCAGGACCGGAACUCCCUCCGCCAGACGGUUGUCCGCCUGGAGCUGGAAGAUGAGUGGCAGUUCCGAUUGCGCGAUGAAUUCCAGACCGCCAAUGCCAAGGAAGACCGACCACUCUUUUUCCUGACUGGACGGCACAUCUGAGGGAGAUAGCAGCAGGCUUUGGGGAAGAGGGGAGCCUUCAGAACCUCAUGCUGUUGAGGCGAAAGGAAAAAUUAGAACCAUGGGGUGUUUGAACCGUGAGGCCCCAGAGACUGUCUGUUGUGCAACCCCCUCGUGUGUACCAGGGCACUAAGGCCCAGAGAUGGAUUGAGACUAACCGAGAGUGAUGAGGAUGAAUGGCUGGUGGGCAGGAACUUGAAACCAGGCCUCCCGAGCUGUGGGCCAUCUCAUAUUGCUCUGGGCUAUCUCAAACUCCAUUUGAUAAAGAACAAAGGUUUGCCUACUGUCAUGUCAUCCAUAUGCUUCCAUGGACAAACUUGACUUUUCUCUUAAUUCUAAAGGAUCAUUCUUGGAUUAUCUUGUAGAGGUACCAGUAUUUCAGAAAAUGGGUAUGAUUUGAGCUGUGUAGGUUUCCCUGUUACUGACUACAAAGCAAUAUUCCAAAAGAAGAGUUUAACUGGAAAGGCUGGAGACAAGAAAAAACUAAGUGGGUCAUUGAAUGAGAAUUAAUGUAAUUGCCUACAAGUUUGCUUUUUAAAAAGCUAGGCCAAAGGUGUCAACUUUAAUAAAGUAAAACAAAUUGUUUUAGUUCAGAGCAAAUACAAUUCUAUUAAAAUAGUAUAGGGUAAAUACCCUACCUCUUAGAAAGGGCAAACAUGAAAAGAAACUUUCUUUAAAGCUAAAAGGGUUUCAGGAAGGAAAUUCAGAAUACAGAGGUUGACCUUGAGAAACAGAAGUUGCCUUACAAAGGAAAGAGAAUCAAACGACUUACUUGAAACAAACAAACAAUAAAAACAACCCA
Messenger RNA from Rhinolophus ferrumequinum (greater horseshoe bat), 6869 nucleotides. It is a transcript of the gene GREB1, whose product is annotated as growth regulating estrogen receptor binding 1. Lineage: Eukaryota; Metazoa; Chordata; Mammalia; Chiroptera; Rhinolophidae. Gene Ontology annotation, biological process: multicellular organism development. The record is from RefSeq and is a predicted model, not a curated record. Bases 194 to 6049 code for a protein of 1951 amino acids. The transcript is spliced from 33 exons.